AUGAAUGCGUCAGGUGCUGGAUAUCCACUGGCCUCUCUGUAUGUAGGGGAUUUGCAUACUGAUGUGACAGAAGCGAUGUUAUAUGAGAAGUUUUCCCCAGCAGGACCAAUAAUGUCUAUCAGAGUCUGCCGUGAUAUAUCUACUCGUCGAUCACUGGGAUAUGCAUAUAUCAAUUUCCAACAGCCUGCUGAUGCUGAAAGGGCACUGGACACAAUGAAUUUUGAAGUAAUUAAAGGAAGACCAAUACGCAUUAUGUGGUCUCAGAGAGAUCCAGGUCUACGGAAAUCUGGUGUAGGAAAUGUAUUUAUCAAAAAUUUGGAUGAGUCCAUUGACAACAAAGCUUUGUAUGACACUUUCUCUGCGUUUGGGAACAUUUUAUCUUGUAAGGUGGUUUGUGAUGAACAUGGAUCUAGAGGGUACGGUUUUGUUCACUUUGAGACACAAGAAGCAGCAAAUAGGGCAAUUCAAACUAUGAAUGGAAUGUUGCUUAAUGAUCGUAAAGUAUUUGUAGGUCAUUUUAAAUCACGAAGAGAAAGAGAACUGGAAUAUGGAGCCAAGGUGAUGGAAUUUACUAAUGUUUACAUCAAAAAUUUUGGGGAAGAUAUGAAUGACAACAGGCUCAGAGAAAUGUUUUCUGCUUUUGGUAAUACAUUAAGUGUAAAAGUAAUGAUGGACGAGACAGGUCGAUCCAGAGGCUUUGGCUUUGUCAAUUUUGGAAAUCAUGAAGAAGCACAAAAAGCAGUUUCUGAAAUGAAUGGCAAGGAAAUAAAUGGCCGAAUGAUUUACGUAGGAAGAGCUCAAAAGAGGAUAGAACGUCAGAGUGAAUUAAAGCGCAAAUUUGAACAAAUAAAACAGGAAAGAAUCAGCCGAUAUCAGGGUGUUAACUUGUAUGUGAAAAACUUGGAUGAUGGCAUUGAUGAUGAUAGGCUCAGGAAAGAGUUUUCGCCAUAUGGUAUGAUUACAAGUGCAAAGGUAAUGACAGAUGGAGGACACAGCAAAGGGUUUGGCUUUGUGUGCUUCUCCUCGCCAGAAGAAGCAACUAAAGCAGUCACGGAAAUGAAUGGUAGAAUAGUUAGCACAAAACCUCUGUAUGUUGCACUGGCUCAAAGAAAGGAAGAAAGAAAAGCCAUCCUUACAAAUCAAUAUAUGCAGAGACUAGCAACAAUGAGAGCAAUGCCUGGACCUCUUCUUGGUUCCUUCCAACAGCCCACAAGUUAUUUCUUACCUGCUGUUCCACAGCCUCCAAGCAGAACGUUUUAUAGCCCAAGCCCUGUAGCUCCAGUGCGUCCAUCUCCUCAUUGGGCACAGACUUCCAGACCGCCUCAAUACCAAACAGCAACACCUUUAAUGAGGGCAGUUCCUCCGAGACGUGUAGCUUCUAAUAUCACCACAUUGAAGCAGGCAUCAACACAAGUUCCCAGAGUGACUUCACAAAGUCAAAGAGUAGCAAAUAUUGGUACUCAGACAGCUGGUGCUCGUGCCCAAGUUAAUCCAACCAUGAUGCGCUCAGUGCAGCCAUACAAGUAUUCCUGUGGAGUGCGGAAUGUACAGCAAGUGGGGAGUGCAACGCCCAUGCAACAGAUGAUUGAACCUGCGGUUAUAAUGCAAGGUCAGGAACCUCUAACAGCAUCCAUGCUAGCAGCUGCCCCUCCACAAGAACAAAAACAACUAUUAGGUGAGCGGCUUUACCCACUGAUACAAAGGAUGCAUUCCGGGUUGGCUGGCAAGAUAACUGGAAUGCUUCUGGAGAUAGAUAAUUCUGAGCUUCUUCAUAUGCUGGAAUCUCCAGAAUCUCUUCAUUCAAAGGUAUAA
Messenger RNA from Bombina bombina (fire-bellied toad), 1812 nucleotides. It is a transcript of the gene PABPC1L, whose product is annotated as poly(A) binding protein cytoplasmic 1 like. The transcript is spliced from 13 exons. The record is from RefSeq and is a predicted model, not a curated record. The coding region runs from base 1 to 1812 and encodes 603 amino acids. Gene Ontology annotation, cellular component: ribonucleoprotein complex. NCBI's taxonomy places the organism in Eukaryota, Metazoa, Chordata, Amphibia, Anura, Bombinatoridae. Gene Ontology annotation, molecular function: RNA binding.